AUGUUAACGACUAAUAUCGAUUCGCCGCAACAUAAAAGAAUCCUUCAAAUGCAAAAUAAUAAGAAGGACGAUUCUCCGUCAUCUGAUAUUUAUCGAACGUAUAAAUGGAAUAAAAACGUUCUGAAGAUUAAUAAAGCCAAGAAGAUACAUCUGGAACUAAUCAAGUGUGCUCAGAAUUUAAACGAUGCGUUUGGCUUACAUAAUUUAAUGUCUGUAUUAACAUCUUUCAUUAUAAUCACUGUUGUGGCUUACAAUCUAUACAAUCACAUACAUAACGGGGCCUACUAUACACAACUUUAUCAAUGUUUUACUUUCUUGUAUUGGAUUUGUUAUUUUGGAUUUAAGAUUAUUAUAAUAAGUCAUGUAUGUGAAAGAACUAUUAUAGAGCAUGCGACUAAAACCGGAGACAUCAUCUGUGAAUUGUAUGAACCAUCAACCAGCAAGGAAUUUCGUGCUGAGAUUCGUGACUUCACUCUACAACUUAUUCAAAAUCCAUUGACUUUUACAACCUGCGGUUUUUUUUAUCUCGACCAUACAUUGAUACGUAAUGUGAUCAGUUCCGUCACAACUUAUCUCAUUAUUCUCAUUCAAGUUGGAAACGUACCACAACAAGUUUUCAUUGAAGAUUUAAAUUUAUCAGGUAAAUCAGAGGUUUGA
Messenger RNA from Vespa mandarinia (Asian giant hornet), 657 nucleotides. RefSeq lists its product as uncharacterized. The record is from RefSeq and is a predicted model, not a curated record. Gene Ontology annotation, cellular component: membrane; neuronal cell body; dendrite. Gene Ontology annotation, biological process: sensory perception of taste; chemosensory behavior; male courtship behavior. Lineage: Eukaryota; Metazoa; Arthropoda; Insecta; Hymenoptera; Vespidae.